GUGGUGCAUUUCCACAUCGAGGCAUACAUGGAAAAUACAAGGAAUUACAGGCAAGCAUUAUUGAUCGAAAGUUCACUUGAAUAUUCAGUGUGGGGUACGGCAUUUCCACAAAUAGUAGGGUGGAUUCAAGAAUGAACAAGGAAAUAUUCUUAUGCUUGCCCCAGUUCAUAAUGAAAGUCUAGAUGAUUUUCGUCAUCAUUCUUUUACAAUAGCUGGCUUCGCCUCAGAAAAGAAGUCAUACGUGACAAUAAAGAAAGAAAAUAUUAUAAGGGGUCGAGGUGGAGGUGGAAGCGGAGAGGCAAGGGUGGACGUUCAGGUGCAGGUGAAAGCGGAGAGGCAAGGGUGGAUGUGCAAGUGUAGGUGGAAGUGGAGAGGCAAGGGCGGAGGUGCAAGUGGAAGCAAAGAGGUUUAUAAAAGCAACGAUGAGUACAGGAUGUCGAGGAGGGAGGUGUGUCAGAUACCAACAUUCCCUCUAUGUUCACCAACAUCAAAGAAGAAGAAAGAACCAAUGUAUGUGAAGCGAGACCCACCUAAGAAUGGGUUCUUUCAGCUGCCUGAGCUUGAGGCUCUGUUCACCAUAGAUUUUAAUGGAGAGAAUCUAAAGAUUUUAAUGGGAGGGAAAGAAAAAGUUGCUUAAAAAAAUGUCCUGGGGGAAAUGUCCCACCC
Molecule: messenger RNA, 666 nt
Organism: Rubroshorea leprosula
Lineage: Eukaryota; Viridiplantae; Streptophyta; Magnoliopsida; Malvales; Dipterocarpaceae
Source: the annotation of a GenBank genome assembly